Molecule: messenger RNA, 2390 nt
Organism: Clarias gariepinus (North African catfish)
Lineage: Eukaryota; Metazoa; Chordata; Actinopteri; Siluriformes; Clariidae
Gene: chkb
Product: choline kinase beta
Exons: 11
Coding region: 136-1296 (386 amino acids)
Biological process (GO): phosphatidylethanolamine biosynthetic process; CDP-choline pathway
Cellular component (GO): cytoplasm
Molecular function (GO): ethanolamine kinase activity; choline kinase activity
Source: RefSeq, a predicted model, not a curated record
UGUGUGUGUGUGUUACGCGCUAGAGCGGUUAAAUAGUCCGUUUGGUGCCACUGAGUCCCCAUUAUUAGCCCUCGGUAGCGCAGUACAGACUCUCUCUCCCGGUCGGUUCCCUCAGUGUCGCUGAUAAUAAUAACGAUGAUGACGAAGAACACAGCGGGAAACCCCGCGCUUAGGGAGCUGGUGGAUAUGAACGGGGAGGAGGACUCCGAGGCGGAAUCGUACCAGGACGGCAGGACCGAGGGGGUGGACCAGGAGACCAGGAGCCGAGCUUUCACCUGGUGUCAGAGCUUCCUGUCCGGGGCGUGGAAGAGCAUCAGUCUGGGGGAGUUUGAGAUCAGCAUCGUCAGUGGUGGACUCAGCAACAUGCUCUACAAGUGCAAUCUACCCGAUCACGUGACUCCAGAAGGGGUUGAGCCAUCCUGCGUGCUGCUGCGAAUCUACGGGGCUAUUUUACAAGGAGUGGACUCCUUGGUCUCAGAGAGUGUGAUGUUUGCCAUUCUAGCAGAGAGAAAGUUGGGUCCUACGCUCUAUGGCAUCUUCCCAGAGGGACGUUUAGAAGAGUAUAUUCCUAGUAAGCGCCUGUGCACUGAGCACUUGCAGCUCCCGGACAUCUCGGCUGAAGUAGCAGUUAAGUUGGCCCGAUUCCAUCGCAUGAUCAUGCCCUUUAACAAGGAACCCAAAUGGCUGUUUUCCACGAUGGAGAGGUACAUGGAGCAAAUCAGCAAUAUUACAUUUGUACGGGAAGCGCACGUCAAAAAGUUCAAGAAGCUGAUGAAGUAUGAUCUUCAGGGUGAACUGGCAAAUCUGAGAGCGCUGCUGGAAGCGACUCCUUCACCUGUUGUCUUCUGUCACAAUGAUGUACAAGAAGGUAAUAUCCUGAUGUUGGAAGGUCGAGAACAGGAUUUCUCUGAUAAACUGAUGCUUAUCGACUUCGAAUACAGCAGCUACAACUUCAGGGGCUUUGAUUUUGGGAACCAUUUCUGUGAGUGGGUGUAUAACUACACAUAUGACAAGUGGCCUUUUUUUAAGGCAAACCUGGAAAACUACCCAAGCAGAGAACAGCAGCUACACUUCUUCAAAAACUACUUGUCCGAGAGUGAAGACACUGUGUGUAAAGACCAAGCGGCCAUGGAACAGAUGAUCGUUGAAGCAAACAGAUUUGCCCUUGCAUCUCAUUUCUUCUGGGGACUGUGGUCCAUCAUUCAAGCCAGGAUUUCCAACAUUGAAUUUGGAUACAUGGAUUAUGCCCAGCACAGGUUUGAUUCAUACUUCAAGCAGAAAAAGCUUUUUGCCUAAUCAACUGUAGGAGAAGGCUUCAGGAUGGAUCAGACCUCAGAGGAACAUAUUUUCAUCCCACCCCCACCCCCGCUUUUUACUAUUUUACUAGUGACAUAGUGAAAAUUACAUGAACGGUUCAAAUGUGAACAUAUGGCACAAAUCUCCAGGCAUACAGCAAUAUCCAUAGGCAGAUAUGGCACAUAUUCUUUUAUCUAAUCUAAUCCAAGCACUUGAGUACAGUAUUCAGUACUUAUUAUUUAUUGCAACUUUCUGUGUUUUGUUAUUUUUUUCUUUUUUUGAAUUCAUGAGAGCAAGUUUGUGUAUAGCUGCACAAUUCAGUGUGUACAUGAGGGUCCACACUAGUUCUCCUUAAUAUUAUUUCCAUAUAUCAUAUAAUACUGUACACUUUGGCAAACAUCUCCUGCUAAUUUCCUUCUAAACAAGUAUAAAGAGGUGCAUAGUUGUAUUUUUCAAUUGAUGUGUGGUCUGAGAUAAUACAAGGACCAUGCACACAGUUUGGUUAGAGGAGGCACAGGAGGCCUCAGUGGUUGUGGAUCCAGAAGAGGGAUCCAUGGACCAGUGCGGCACUAGGACACAAGUCAGGGGUGUUCAUCACUGAAUAUAUGUCCUAAUAGCACUAGUGAGUGUAACAUGUUAUAGCUUGUUUUGUUUUAUCCAGUAACAAAAAAAAAAAAAAAAAGCAAAAAGAGGAAUUUCUUGGCUUUUAGCUGUAGGGGACUGAGACUGCAGCUGAAUUAUACUCUCAUACCGGUGUUGCUGGUCAGUUAGUUAUGAAACUCGUUAACUGUUAACAUGCAUAGUCCAGUGGCGGCUGGUUAAUAUGGGGCGCUGGGGCCCAUCCUCUUAUAAUUAUUAGAGAAAAAAAAGAUUGCUUAAACAUGUAAAUAAACAUGUUAAACAAAUAUUAAUGACUAGAUGUGCCCAAGUGGAAAUUUAUUAAAUAAAUAAAUGUACAACGUCAUCUGUUGAAUGUUGAAACUAAAAAAAUUUCGUCUUACCGUAAGAUGUAAGAUUUCACUUAUUAAGUAGAUUUCAAUUGCACACUCGUAAGCGCCUAUAAUUUUUUUUUAUGGUCGAUUUUCUUUUUUUUU